AUGAAGAAGAAUUUGCAUUGGUUGAAAGAGUUUUCUAACAAUGUAAGGACAGGUAGAAGACUUUCACUAGGGGAAUACAAACGAGCAGUGUCAUGGUCUAAGUAUUUAGUUUCUUCUGGAGCAGCUAUUAAGGGAAAUGAAGAAGAUGAUUGGAAUGCUGAUUUAUCUCAGUUGUUUAUUGGUUCCAAAUUUGAUUCUGGGAGACAUAGCAGGAUUUAUAGAGGUUUGUACAAGAACAUAGAUGUGGCUAUUAAGCUUGUGAGUCAACCGGAGGAGGAUGAGGAGUUGGCUGCUUUGCUUGAGAGACAAUUCACUUCUGAGGUUGCUUUGUUGUUUCGGUUGCGCCAUCCGAAUAUCAUUACUUUUGUUGGAGCUUGCAAGAAGCCACCAGUAUUCUGUAUAAUCACUGAAUAUAUGGCUGGAGGCUCAUUGAGAAAAUACCUGCAACAACAAGGGCCACAUUCAGUUCCUCCGAAACAGGUUCUUGAGUUAGCCCUUGAUAUUGCAAGAGGGAUGCAAUAUCUUCAUUCUCAAGGAAUACUUCAUAGGGAUCUCAAAUCAGAAAAUCUGCUGUUGGAUGAAGAUAUGUGUGUAAAAGUGGCAGAUUUUGGGAUCUCAUGCUUAGAAUCUCAAACCGGAAGCGCAAAAGGAUUCACUGGAACUUACCGUUGGAUGGCGCCUGAAAUGAUCAGAGAAAAGCGCCAUACAAAGAAAGUAGAUGUCUAUAGUUUUGCCAUAGUUCUAUGGGAGCUAAUAACAGGACUCACACCAUUUGAUAACAUGACACCAGAACAGGCAGCAUAUGCAGUAACUCACAAGAAUGCAAGGCCUCCAUUACCAUCUGAUUGUCCAUUGGCAUUUAGUCAUCUCAUCAAGAGAUGUUGGUCAAGCAAUCCAAAUAAACGGCCACAUUUUGUCGAGAUAGUCUCAAAUUUGGAGAGAUAUACUGAUGCACUCGAGCAGGAUCCUGAAUUUUUCUCUACCUAUAAACCAGGUCCUAGUAAUGUACUUGUGAAAUGCUUACCAAAUUGUAAUGCUGGCAACAAGUUCAGUUCUUGA
Messenger RNA from Lathyrus sativus (Indian pea), 1059 nucleotides. The record is from the annotation of a GenBank genome assembly. Lineage: Eukaryota; Viridiplantae; Streptophyta; Magnoliopsida; Fabales; Fabaceae.